AUGGCGCACAUGCCUAGUGGGCUAGGUAUCGCUCCGAGUUUAGUUCUUUCACGUGGACUCCUUGUAUGCGCUGCCUCAAUUCGGAUGGCUCACACUGCCCAAGCUCUGAUCAUGCGGUUCUGGGAGCUUACCAUGAAACCAGACUCGCUCAACAUUCUGCCCAUUGUCAUUGGUUACCCCCUCAAGUACGCGUCAUUCAUUCACCUGUUCUUCUCACCUCGUACACUUGGUUCCAACUCGAAGCUCAGCAUCGCAAUCUUAUCAUCAUCCAUCCUUGCGUUUCCACUUGCUCUCCCCAUCUCACACCACCUUGAGAUUCCUUUGGAUCCAAUUGGUCUCACUUUAGCUCUGCCCUUCUUUGUGCGCAAGGUUUGGCUUCGAUAA
Messenger RNA from Suillus discolor, 384 nucleotides. RefSeq lists its product as uncharacterized. The transcript is spliced from 2 exons. The coding region runs from base 1 to 384 and encodes 127 amino acids. The record is from RefSeq and is a predicted model, not a curated record. Lineage: Eukaryota; Fungi; Basidiomycota; Agaricomycetes; Boletales; Suillaceae.